AUGUCAAGCCACAUCACACGGACGGCAAGUUGGCUACCCCCAGCAGAGAGCUGGCCCAUCAGAGACAGGGGUGGUCAGGAAGAGGACGCCGAGCUGCCUUACGGGUGGGAGCAGGCGCUUGAUAACCGAGGGAAGCCAUACUACAUCAACCAUGUCAACAAGACCACGACGUACGUGGCGCCCGAGGGAUGCUCUUGCGAGUCGCCGCCGGCGCCCCGCGACGUGGAGCUCGAGAGGGACCCCGACCUUGGCUUCGGCUUCGUGGCCGGUUCCGAGAAACCGGUGCUCGUCAGGUUCGUCACGGACAACUCGCCCAGCGUUGGGAAGUUGGAGCCUGGCGAUCAAAUACUCUGCGUGAACGGAGAGGACGUUAGCUUGGCAGCGAGAGAGCACGUGAUAUCGGCCGUGAGGGCGUGCGCCGACAGGGUCACCUUAAGGGUCUGCCAGCCAGCGAGGACGGGCAACCCUGCCAGGAGGUCAGCACUGCUGUCCGCCGCCAAGCGGGCAAGGCUACGCGCCAAACCGCCGAGGGUCAGAUUCGCUGACUCCGUUCAACUAAAUGGGGCGCCCAUGUAUCCACCGUCGGCCUUCUCCCUGGGCGACCUCUGCCUACCCCCGAUGGCGAACGUGCUGAAGGUGUUCCUGGAGAACGGGCAGACCAAGUCGUUUAAGUACGACGCCACCACCACCGUGGCAGACGUGGUGGGCAGCCUCAGGGACAAGCUGUGCAUCACGGCGGACGAGCACUUCAGCCUGGUGGUGGAGCACGUCAAGGGCCUGCGCAGGAACAAGCUCACCCUGCUCGACCCGAAGGAGUCGUUAGCGAGGAUCGCGGCGAAGCCGGGCUCGCACAAGAUGCGCUGUCUGUACCGCGUGGCGUUCGUGCCGAGCUCGGCGGGCGAGCUGGCGCAGCGGGACCUAGCCGCGCUGGACUACCUCUACCUGCAGUGCUGCAACGACGUGGCGCAGGAGCGCUUCUCGCCGGAGCUGCAGCCGGAGGUGGCGCUGCGGCUGGCCGCGCUGCACAUCCACCAGCACGCGCUGGCCAACAACAUGCCGCCGGCGAAGCUCACCGUGAAGGCGGUCGAGCGCGAGUUCGGCUUGGAGCGCUUCGUGCCCAGCGGCCUGCUGGAGAGCAUGAAGCGGAAGGUGCUGCGACGGAUCCUUGCUCACUCCCUCAAGCUCAACACGCACAUGACGGGCGGACAACGGCAGCUAACACAACUGCAGGCGAAACUCCACUACCUGGAUAUAGUAGCGAGCCUUCCGAGCUACGGCGCGAAAUGCUUCAGCUGCAACCGGCCAGAACGGGUGCUGCUGGUCUCGCCGCGCUUCGGGCUAAGCCAAAUAGUCGGCAGGAAUAACUCCGUGCGACCUACUUCGCCCACAUCGUGGUCCUUCGGCCGAAUCAUCACGUCGUCGACAAGCAAACCGGUAACAGAAAUGUUUCAUACGCCUAUUACGCCACGCAAGAAGAAGCGAACACGUGGCGACGUUACGAGGUCGGAGUGUAAGAGGAACGACCAGGAUGUUUUUCCUUCAUGUAGUUUGAAGGAUGACGAGCCUGACAUGACUGUAAAAGAUCCAAGCGCUUGUAGCAUAAGCAAAAAGUCUCUGAAAACCUCAGGUACGUCAUCAACCGCACGUAAACGGCAGUUGGAGUUGGAGGCUGCUAAAGCUAAAGCUGUCGUUGAAAUGGAGCUAGCAGAAGCUGAAGCUCAAGCAGAAGCAGAAGCCAAGAUUAAAGCUGCGAAAAUUAAGGCUAAUAUUAAGUCCGAGCUGCUCAACAAAAAGCUAGCAGUCGAGAUGGCAGAAUUAGAGUCUACAUCACGCCGUUCCAGUAAGUCUGCCUCUCAAUCUACUAACAGCAAAGUAGAAGACUGGCUCGAUAAUACACGCGACGCGUCUUCGUGCGCUUACGCAUCUGUUGCCUACUGGCGUAAACAACACGGUGACAAGGUACAAGUAUCUUUUAUAGCGAGUAAAAAUCGUGUCGCGCCGCUUAAACCGAUAACCGUCCCUAAACUGGAGCUUCAAGGUAUUGUUGAAAAGGUUUACCCAGGCUCGGACGGCAGGGUUAGAGUAGUAGAUGUUAGAACUAGGUCAGGAGUGAUAAAGCGAUCAGCUGCACACGUGGCCUUACUCCGCGUUAUUGAUUCGUGUCGACAAACCGACACUGGGGGGGAGGAUGUUGAUGACGGCCACGCUGCUUCACCUGAAAUA
Messenger RNA from Iphiclides podalirius (scarce swallowtail), 2223 nucleotides. The record is from the annotation of a GenBank genome assembly. NCBI's taxonomy places the organism in Eukaryota, Metazoa, Arthropoda, Insecta, Lepidoptera, Papilionidae.